Bolinopsis microptera is the source of this 2242-nucleotide messenger RNA. RefSeq names its product plasmanylethanolamine desaturase 1-like. The record is from RefSeq and is a predicted model, not a curated record. The coding region runs from base 16 to 894 and encodes 292 amino acids. Gene Ontology annotation, molecular function: oxidoreductase activity. NCBI's taxonomy places the organism in Eukaryota, Metazoa, Ctenophora, Tentaculata, Lobata, Bolinopsidae. The transcript is spliced from 10 exons.
CAAAUAAUUUGAGCAAUGGAGACCUCCAAGGUACUGAGAGACAUGGCAUCAGAGCUGUCAAAGUCUAUGAAGCCAGAGUCUCUUCCACUCAUCACUGCUGAAACAUCUUCAGCGUAUGUUCACAAACGAGUUACCAAAGAACAAAAGAAGCCUGUUCUCAAGAAAAACUCUAAAAGUGCUGCACUCUUAAAAGCUGGUUACACAAAAGAGAAAAGGAUGUUUGAAAUAACGAUGAUGGUUUCAUUUGUUAUCCUCCAGCUGACGAUUAUGACUCUUGUAAUGUAUCAUUUUAAGAGGCAAUACUUUGGAGCUUUCAUAAUGUCCUUAGUGUUUGGUGCAUUGUUAGCAGAUUUCAUGUCCGGUCUAGUCCAUUGGGCAGCAGAUACAUGGGGAACCGUGAAUAUACCUAUCAUAGGACAAGCGUUUAUCAGACCGUUUCGGGAGCACCACGUGGACCCGGUUGCCAUGACAAAACACGACAUAGUUGAGACGAACGGAGAUAACUGCAUGUUAUCCAACUUGUUUCUAGUUCCCUUACUUUCCUGUUGCUAUCUGUACGGGGAGGAGUGGAUGCUGCAAAACUUCUCUCUCCUUGUGUUCGGAGCUACUUUCACCAUCUACGUUUGUCUCACUAACCAGAUACACAAGUGGAGUCACAUGAUAAGUGGAGUGCCGAAGUGGGUGAAAGUGCUGCAGGAUGCCCACAUCAUAAUGCCGCGCCCCCACCACCACAUCCAUCACAUCUCCCCUCACGAGACUUACUUCUGUAUCACUGGCGGGUGGUUGAACUAUCCGUUGGAGAAGAUUCAGUUUUUCCAGACUCUCGAAUUUAUAAUCGAGGCUUUAACAGCGCACAAACCCCGAUCUGACGACCAGAAGUGGCUGAAAGGUUAAUGAGUACAACACCCCUGUUACCAUGGUUACACCCCCCCCCCCCCCCCCCCCACUAGAGUACAACACAGAACACUACACUGUUACCAUGGUUACACCCCCUCUGGAGUACAACACCCCUGUUACCAUGGUUACAUUACCACAAGAGUACAACACUACUCUGUUACCAUGGUUACACCCCCACUUUCGCAGUGACCAAACUAAAACUUAUGCCACGAUAUAUAGAACAUUCUAGCAUAUUAUAAUAUUAGUACAGUAGUACUGUAGUACUGUAGUAAGAGUAGAGGAUGUCUCUCUUUGUAUUCCACGCUAAAUUAAUUAAUUGAGCGUGAUUGGGGUUGAGCUGUAGUAUAGUGGGGGGGGGGGGGUGGUGUAGUCAGGCACGUAGCCAGGGGGGGCAGAGGGCCUGGGGAAAAAUUGAACCCCAGAAAAAAAAAGCCCCCUAGUCCCCAUGGUCGCCUGGUAACUGUGCUGUGUUUAUGACUGCAGUCUGUACUGUUUAAACGGCAGGCAAUUGACUUCAGCAUUUCGUAAAUUAUUCCCAAAUCCCACUAUACAAUUACAUGUACUUAUUCCAUUCAAUGUGGUAAGUACUGAGUUCGGUAGGGACUGGUAAGACAUUUUGGCAUUUGCUUAGUGCUUAAUUUAGUUUAUUGCUGUCCUACAAAUUUCUUUAAUUAAUAUGCCAAAUGUCGUCUAAAACACCCUAUUUCUCAAAUUUUUUCCGGGGGGCCUCUGUAUUUGGAAGUUUGGAGAAGCGUCCUCAAUUUAUUAAACAAGCGUAAAGAGUUGCAGUAAUUAAUAAUUAGCGGUAAUUAAUAAUUAGCAGUAAUUAAUAAUCAAUAAUUACUAAAUGCGAGAUGGGUUAUCAAUAUUGGGUUCUUUGGUGAUAAUAAUGUUUUUUUUGAUAAGUUUCCUAAAUUUGUAUGUAUAGUUGUUAACUAUAGGUUACUAGUUGGGUUUAAUUAUAUUGUGAACGGUUAUUCUCAUAGCGUAAUUUUAAAACAUAUCCCUUCAAUUUGAUCGUGAUUAAUUAAAAUUGUGAUCAUAUCUUUCGUUUACCAUUGUUUAAAAGAUAAUUUAGUAUUUACUUACUUUUAGUUGUUCGUUUAUUUGUAAAUAUAAUUACGGAUGAUUUGUGUUUAUUGUGUUGCCAAUUUUCACUAAUUUGUAGAUCUGUCGUUAAUUUACUGAGAAUAUUGAUACGAAGAAUUAAUUAAUUAAGAAUUAAUUGUACAUACAUAAAGUUUGUAUCCUCCAGUUACAUUUGAAGGUGCUUUCGUAACACUAACACUAUUGAUUACAGUAUGAUAUUUAGCAAAAUUUCGUUUUACAUCAAAAAUUCGCAUUU